AUGGUGCGCGCAGGAUCCAAGACUGAUGAGUUUGCCCCUCAAGGAUUGAGCAAUAUUGCUUGGGAUUUUGCCACAUCAUCUGCCUGUGAGCAGACCUUGUUUGAAUCAGCUGCCCUUGCUGCUGAAAAGCGUAUUCUCGAGCUCUCCUUUCAAAACCUGGCAAACAUCAGUCAAACGUUUGCGACGGCUCAAGCUCGGAGCAUGCCGCUUUUCGCAGCAGUUGCCACCCGGGUUUCUGAGACUGAGAUCGACAUUGAACAGGAGCAAGGCCUUGCCAACCUGGCUUGGUGCUUUGGAAAAGUUCAACUUCGUUCCGAGGUGUUUCUGGACGCCAUCAUUGCGAAGCUGGAAGUUCUUCAGUUUACUGUGCAAGGUGUGGCCAAUGCAGCUCAAGCACUUGCGGAGCUUCAGUGUCAAAGCACGAUCAUGAGGAACCUGCUGCAGUCCGCCGUCGAGAGGCUCAAGCUGAUCGAUGUGGCCAAAGAGGUGGAGACCGAUGAUUUGCCAUCAGUUAAGGCAGUCCUCAGCCUGGCGCAUGCCUUGGCAUUUUGGGAUCUGUUGACUUCUGAGGCCUACCAGCAGCUGGAGACAACAUUGCGAUCAUUGGCCUCCAGGAUGGAUUCCGAUAAGCCUGCAGUGGCUUCAUUUGCUACUGACAUUGAGGCCCAGAGAUGGUUGAUUCAGCCUCACACGAAUCCAGAUGUUUGUUUUUUCAUGCGGCUUGAAGCUUGA
Molecule: messenger RNA, 732 nt
Organism: Durusdinium trenchii
Lineage: Eukaryota; Dinophyceae; Suessiales; Symbiodiniaceae
Source: the annotation of a GenBank genome assembly